Molecule: messenger RNA, 458 nt
Organism: Cantharellus anzutake
Lineage: Eukaryota; Fungi; Basidiomycota; Agaricomycetes; Cantharellales; Hydnaceae
Exons: 1
Coding region: 99-356 (85 amino acids)
Source: RefSeq, a predicted model, not a curated record
UGAGUCAUAGGAACGUGACGACUCACCAGGCCAGCCGUCGUUGACUGGACAAUACUUGGCUGAUCAAGUCUUAAGAGAGACUAUAUUGCUAUAAAGAGAUGCAGAGAAUGACUAGCCUCCUAGCAGGAGCUACUGCCCUUUUGAGUUUCCCAGGGGCUGGGCUGAACUUCGUUGCUUCCACCAAGACUUUCUCCCUUAGUCUGUUGGGAAUAGUCCUCGCAUACACACCCGCCAGAGGGCUUGAAAGGUGUACUUUUCGUGCGAGAUCUCUUCUUAUCUCGGACAAGCGGUGCAUGGCCUUUUGGAGGUGCCUGUUUAUCGCCGCAGAGUUGCGCCCUCUCCGCUUCCACCUUUAGCAUUUAGCACGAAAUUUCACUCACUCACUCACAGAACCGUCCUCACCGGUGAAGCCACAUGAAGGUAUUUUAUCGUGCCAAGAUGUUAGGCGUGUAUGCACA